AUGGGAAAUCACAGGGGGAUCGAGUCUGCUGUUCCAGCAGCAGCAGCAGCAGCAGCAGCAGCGACAGAAGCAGCAACAACAACAGCGAGUUUGAAGCUCAGGCGCUUCUCGUGGGCGUUGCUGCCGCUGCUGCUGCUGCUGCUGCUGCUGCAGCAGGCUGCUGCGCUGCCACACAAGAAGAAAAGCUACUCCCUUGACCCCACCGACACCGACGCCACAGCAGCAGCAGCAGCAGCAGCAGCAGCAGCAGAAGGUCCUGCUGCUGCGGGUCUGGCCGCGCCUUCUCAAUUCCGAAGUCACUCCCUUUUCAUGCGGCCGCAGCAGCAGCAGCAGCAGCAGCAGCAGGAGGAAGAGUUGGGGCAGCAGCACCAUGAACAGAACUCGCAGCAGGGGAGUGAAGAGCAUCUGCAGCAGGAGAACGAACAUCCGCAGCAGCAGCAGGACGCCCAGCAGCAGGAGCAGCGGGAUGCAGAGCAGCAGCAGCAGCAGCAAGACUCCCAGCAGCAGCAGCAGCAGCAGCAGCAGCAGCAGCAGCAUUUCCGCGUCGCGCAUCAUCAUCAGCAGCAGCAGGAGGACUCCUCUCCUGAGUCCUCUCCCCACUCAACAGCGCUGAUAUCCCUCUCCUCCGCCUCGGCCUCCGCAGCAGCAGCAGCAGCAGCAGCAGCAGCAGCAGCAGCAGCAGCAGCAGCAGAAGACCCGUGGGCUCGCCCCGCAGAGCGGCAGUACCUGUGCAGAAACGCCCCCUCCGGGGCCGCCUGCGGGAACCGGCAGCAGCAAAGCGAUUGGCCGCAGCAGCUUUAUUGUCUUGAGAAAGAAUGCUGCAGCAAAACGGCCUGUGGGGCCGGGGGCUGCGGCAGCUACUGCAGCAGCAGCUGGGCCCUCUGCAGCAGCAGCUUGAUUUACCACACGGAGUACAGCUACGGCGGCUGCAGCUGCAGCAGCAAGGGGGCCCUCUGCCCGCCCCACACUUCCUGCUUCGAAGACCCGGGGCCCUACGGGGGGGCCUACUGCAGCUGCAGCAGCAGCUACAUUUUCCACAGCAGCAGCAGCAGCAGCAGCAAAUGCAUUUCCGAUCCUUGUUUGGCUCUGGACUGCAGCCCCGGCAGCUGCGAGUUGAACGGCAUUGAGCCUUUUUGCCGCUGCCCCGAGGGGUACGUCAGCAGCAACAGCAGCAGCAGCAGCAGCAGCAGCAGCAGCAGCAGCAGCAGCAGCGUGGGGCGCAGGUGCGUUCUUAAGGACUUGUGCGUCAACAACCCCUGCGGGGACUCUGCUGCUGCAGCAGGCUGCAAGACAGUGGGAGUCAACAGCUACGAGUGCAUCUGCCGCGCGGGAUACACUCUCAGCAGCAGCAGCAGCAGCAGCAGCAGCAGCAGCAGCAGCAGCAGCAGCAGGCCCAAGUGCGUGUCCAUCGACAGCCUGCUGAAGUGCAGCGACUUGCCCUGCGGCUCGGAGGGAGUCGCCAGCUGUACAGACACCCCGGAGGGCUACAGCUGCACCUGCAGCAGCGGCUACAAACUUGUUGCUGCUGCUGCUGCUGCUGCUGCUGGCGGCAAAAAGUGCGAGUUCCAAGACCCCUGCGCAGCAAACGCCUGCGGGCCUCCUGCUGCAGUCCUCUCUUGUGCUGCCAGCAGCAGCAGCAGCAGCUACACCUGCCAGUGCCAGCAAGGCUAUACUCUUUCCACAGAAACUGGCUCUCCCUACUGCCAGCUGGACGACAGCAGCAGCAGCACGCAGCAGCUCGUGCUGCUGGGCCUCGGCGGCGGCGGGCUGCUGCUGCUGCUGCUGCUGCUCGUCAAGCAACGCAGCAGCAGCAGCAGCGCCAGCAGCAGCGAACCCCUCGGAGACCCCGACUACACCUUCGCAGCAGCAAGAACUCCAGGAGCGGCCCCACAGAUGCUGCAGCAGCAGCACGUCAUGCCUUCCGCUUCGGCCUGGGCCUGA
Eimeria necatrix is the source of this 1941-nucleotide messenger RNA. RefSeq lists its product as hypothetical. The coding region runs from base 1 to 1941 and encodes 646 amino acids. The transcript has a single exon. NCBI's taxonomy places the organism in Eukaryota, Apicomplexa, Conoidasida, Eucoccidiorida, Eimeriidae. The record is from RefSeq and is a predicted model, not a curated record. Gene Ontology annotation, molecular function: calcium ion binding.